UCCUACUAGGCGCCCUGUUCCCAUUGUGUGAGAGAUAGUAAAUACUGACACUGCUAGAAAACCAUAACAUUUAUUUCCUUGAGAAAAAACGUGUAUAUUCACGUCAGGUGAUAACUAACUCGUCAUGGCUCGUACCAAGCAGACCGCCCGUAAAUCCACUGGAGGAAAGGCUCCACGUAAGCAGCUGGCCACCAAGGCUGCCCGCAAGAGUGCACCGUCUACUGGUGGGGUCAAGAAGCCCCAUCGUUACAGACCCGGCACAGUGGCCCUGCGUGAGAUCCGUCGGUACCAGAAGUCCACUGAGCUGCUGAUCCGCAAGCUGCCCUUCCAGCGCCUGGUGAGGGAGAUCGCUCAGGACUUCAAGACCGACCUGCGCUUCCAGAGCGCUGCCAUCGGAGCCCUGCAGGAGGCCAGCGAGGCAUACCUGGUGGGUCUGUUUGAGGACACCAACCUGUGUGCCAUCCAUGCCAAGCGUGUCACCAUCAUGCCCAAAGACAUCCAGCUGGCACGUCGUAUCCGCGGGGAGCGCGCUUAGCCCACCCUCCUUUAUUUUUUCUCUUUAAUAUUUCACAUUCUAUUCUCUUUUUUUUCUUUACCUCUCACUGUCCUCACCCUCACUCCCUCAUUCGCCCCGCCCUUCCAUCUCAUCCCCCCAGCCCCCUCUCCCUGUUUUCUUCUUGGUAGACUUUAGAGUAAUCGUGAUUAUGAUGAGAGAAACGUGUUGAAAAGUCUUGUCUCUCAUAGUUUUUGUCUUCAGCAGAUGUUUUAGGGUACCUUUUUCAUGCAUGUCGUAGGUGUCGCUGAUCAGACACACACACACACACAAGCAUGUGUGAACCAUGCGUCCUCAGCUCUCAUACAAUAAAAGUCACUCACACACAGGUGGGCAGACCAGAAGGGCGUCGCCCGGGGGCUAGUCUGCAUAAAGGGAGUGGCAACUUCCACAGCAGGGUGCUACUAAAACUAACCCCAGGUCUGUGUGUGUGUGUGCGUGUGUGUGCAUGUGUGUGAGCUCUGAUCAGCCAAAGAAAUUGUAUUCAACAGCAAACAAGUAUCUCUUCUUGGUUACUUAAAAAUAAUUGAUGAUUACUAUCAUUGUGGAUAUGGUGUCUAUUUUAAAAAUAUAUAUAAUUCAUACAUAUACACAUCUUUUCUUUAGACUACUGCCAGAGACAUCAAAAUAAUAAGAAGAAACUAAGUGAUUGACGUUUGGCAAACUUCUGUUUUUACAGAAUUAUUUUAAAACCAAUCAGAAAGAACUUCUCGGUGUCAUAAGAGCUACUGUUCUAAUGGCAGCCACAUGGGGGUGAUAUAUACCAGCCCCCCUCCUAUUUAGUUUCUUCUCACUAUCAAGCUAUCAUUAUCCAUGAUACUACUCUCAAUCUCUUUACCCUAUCUCCUUCUCUUAAGAUUAGUUGUGUUCGGCAUUAGAGUUGUCAUACCAGUAUGAGUUGACUUUGUAGUAGCGAGAGUUACUCUUCAAGUUUGGGUUAUUUUCUGACUUCUUUCUCUCACUUCCUUUGUAUAUUGAACCAAAAUAUAAACACAACAUGCAACAAUUUCAA
Messenger RNA from Coregonus clupeaformis (lake whitefish), 1565 nucleotides. Its product is annotated as histone H3.3A. Gene Ontology annotation, molecular function: DNA binding; protein heterodimerization activity; structural constituent of chromatin. The transcript is spliced from 4 exons. Bases 125 to 535 code for a protein of 136 amino acids. The record is from RefSeq and is a predicted model, not a curated record. Gene Ontology annotation, cellular component: nucleosome. Lineage: Eukaryota; Metazoa; Chordata; Actinopteri; Salmoniformes; Salmonidae.